AUGGGGGACCAUAUCGAGAACAAGGGCACGCGCCCUAGUGCGAUCGUUGUCGGUGCUGGUGCCGGAGGUGUCGCGACUGCAGCGCGACUUGCAGCAUCAGGCUACAAGGUUACUGUAGUCGAGAAGAACGACUUCUCUGGCGGGAGAUGCAGUUUGAUACAUCGCAACGGAUAUAGGUUCGAUCAAGGCCCGAGCUUGUUGCUGCUUCCUCGAUUCUUCCAUGAGACAUUCGAGGAUCUUGGGACCUCACUCGAUGCCGAGGGCGUCAAGCUGGUCAAGUGUGAACCGAAUUACAACGUUCAUUUCCACGAUGACACUACGUUCAAGCUCUCAACCGACAUCUCCAUCAUGAAGGGUGAAAUCGAGCGUUUUGAAGGAAAAGACGGCUUCGAGCGAUACCUUGGUUUCCUGCAAGAAUCGCAUCGCCACUAUGAAGUUUCCAUCAUCCAUGUGCUGAAGAAGAAUUUCUACUCGUUACUGAGCAUGGUUCGCUUCGAUUUCUUGUUGCAUCUCUUCGAGCUACAUCCGUUCGAGAGUAUCUACUACCGAGCGAGCAAGUACUUCUGGACAGAGAGGUUGCGAAGAGUCUUCACAUUUGCAAGCAUGUAUAUGGGUAUGAGUCCAUUUGAUGCCCCGGGAACCUACAGUCUGUUGCAAUACACGGAGUUGGCUGAGGGUAUUUGGUAUCCCAUUGGCGGGUUCCACAAAGUGGUGGAAUCUCUUGUCAACGUCGGUGAGCGCUUGGGCGUUGAGUUUAGGUUCGAUAGUCCGAUCCGCAACAUACAGCUUUCAGAUGAUGGGAAGCGUGCCACAGGCGUUGUCUUUGAGGACAACACCAAGGAACCGCUAACCGCCGAUGUUGUUGUUUGCAACGCAGAUCUGGCAUAUGCAUACAAUCAACUUCUUCCCUCUUCCUCAUUCGGGCGAUCCCUCUUGAAAAAAGAGGCUUCUUGCUCCAGCAUAUCCUUCUACUGGGCACUGGACCGACAAUUUCCUGAACUAAGCGCCCACAACAUCUUUCUCGCCGAAGACUACAAGGAAAGUUUUGAUAGCAUCUUCAAGAAGCACCUGAUACCAGAUCAACCCAGCUUUUACGUCAAUGUCCCGUCCCGCGUCGACCCUUCUGCGGCGCCAGAGGGGUGUGAUUCUAUCGUCAUCUUGGUACCGGUUGGGCACUUGGAAGUCGAUUCGACGAACUCGCACAAGGGCUCCAAGCACACGAAAGGCCUGACUCAAGAUUGGGACUCUAUGGUAGCAUCAGCGCGCGAAACUGUCAUCAAAACCAUGGAAGCACGACUCAACAUUUCACUUGGUCCCCACAUCAUUGAAGAAACCAUCAAUACGCCGCCUAGAUGGAAGUCCUCAUUCAACCUCGACCGUGGCGCUAUCUUGGGACUGAGCCACUCCUUCUUUAACGUGCUCAGUUUCAGGCCGAAGACCAAGCAUCGCAGCAUCGAAGAUCUGUACUUUGUCGGUGCAAGCACUCACCCAGGUACUGGAGUUCCUAUUGUGCUCGCUGGUGCCAAACUGGUUACUGAACAAAUACUCUACGACCGGCAGCAAGAGAGUCGCAUUCCGUGGCGCCCACUAGGCACCAAAGAAACCAAGGCGUCGCCAGGUCCUCUGGAUCGGACACAAAACGGACCAUAUCUCAGUUGGCUCGUUUGGAUACUGUUGAGCAUCUUCCUCGUGUUUACGACUGUACCUGGUGCUUUGUACUAUCAAAAUCAAAAGGCUGGCAACGGGUUGAUGGGCGAUUGGUAA
Messenger RNA from Alternaria postmessia, 1764 nucleotides. RefSeq lists its product as uncharacterized. Lineage: Eukaryota; Fungi; Ascomycota; Dothideomycetes; Pleosporales; Pleosporaceae. Gene Ontology annotation, biological process: carotenoid biosynthetic process. Gene Ontology annotation, molecular function: oxidoreductase activity. The coding region runs from base 1 to 1764 and encodes 587 amino acids. The record is from RefSeq and is a predicted model, not a curated record. The transcript has 3 exons.